AGACAGCUUGCGAGAACAAAUACAGAACAUAAUUUUGCCCAGCAAAUAGAACUAGACCUUAGACAAAAAUGGAUAAAUUCAUUGGAACCUGGAAGCUUGUUAGUUCAGAGAACUUCGACCACUUCAUGGACAGAGUCGGUGUUGAACAUGAAAAGAAAACUUUUGCACAUGAUGCUCAACCAAUCCUCAAAAUUUCCCAAAAGGGUGACAAGGUGGUCUUUCUAAUAGAGUCCAUUGUUGGUGCACACAAAUACUCUUUUAAACUGAGUGAGGAGUUCCAGAAUAAAUCACAGGAUGGCAGGUCCUGGAAAUCGGUUGUGAACCUAGAAGGAGACAAACUCAUUGAGAUGUUAACCUGGGAUAAGGUUGAAUUGACCGUUGUCCAUGAGAUCAAGGAUAAGAAACUGUUUAAGACAUUUAAAGUCCAUGAUGCCGUGGCAGUGCGCAUCUUUGAGAGGGUUUGAAAAUGAAAUAACCUAACUCCUCAUCUGCAGUCUGGAAACCUGUACAAAAACAAUAAAAAGUUUAUUACAUUG
Molecule: messenger RNA, 536 nt
Organism: Clarias gariepinus (North African catfish)
Lineage: Eukaryota; Metazoa; Chordata; Actinopteri; Siluriformes; Clariidae
Product: fatty acid-binding protein, brain-like
Exons: 4
Coding region: 69-464 (131 amino acids)
Biological process (GO): fatty acid transport
Cellular component (GO): nucleus; cytosol
Molecular function (GO): fatty acid binding
Source: RefSeq, a predicted model, not a curated record